Molecule: messenger RNA, 2016 nt
Organism: Drosophila persimilis
Lineage: Eukaryota; Metazoa; Arthropoda; Insecta; Diptera; Drosophilidae
Product: serine proteinase stubble
Exons: 5
Coding region: 4-1959 (651 amino acids)
Biological process (GO): proteolysis
Molecular function (GO): serine-type endopeptidase activity
Source: RefSeq, a predicted model, not a curated record
AAAAUGUUUGCAUUUUUGCGGGUUUUAUUACUUUGUGCGCAUUUGUUGCAUUUUAAAUCAAUCUCGGGAGUGGAUCUGGAUCUGCCAGAGGUAUUUGGCGGGGAAGGAGCUGCAGGAGCGCCUGUGUGGCAGAAUGGUGAAAUCAAGGCGGCGCCCGAGGCAGGAUCUGCCGUAGUAAAUGCCACAGUGGAGGAGAACAUUGGUGUGUCCGUGGAAGAUCCCUCGUCAGCGAGCCUGAGUCGGAGACAGCGUCAACUCUUCUUCGACCCGAAUCUCUUCUUCCUGCAAGGUGGCCUGGGCGGAGUGGGCGGGCUUGGCGGUCUUGGCGGUCUUAGCGGCUCUGGUGGAUGGGAGGGAUCCAAGUGUCUCACGGUACAGGGUCAGGCCGGCGCUUGUGUCCGCAUCAACAACUGCCGCCAGUACUACCGAGUGGCCCGCCAGCUGACCUUCAUCGCCCUGCGGCAAUGGCCCCAGAACCCUCCCCUUGGCUUGGGCGGAAAUAUGUGCAACUUUUUCGACCAGCUGGGACGCAUCAACAACGGCAUCUGCUGCACGGACAUGGAUGCCAACACUUUCGGAGUAUUCCCGCUGCCGACCACAACGACGACAGAAAGACCUUCGCCGGCUGCCGAUGAGGGCGAAAAUGGGGAUGAACCAGAGGAGGAGCCAGUCAAUGUUGACACUGUGGUUCAACCGGCGGAGACACCACAUCCAGAGGAUCCCAUUGAUAAUGUGAACAGUGUAGAGGACACGCCGGACUUUCAGGAUGUGAACACAAUCGAGGCUAAUGCCCCAGAACCCGAACCUGAGGCGGAACCAGAACUAGAGACGAUACCAGUGCCCGCCCAGCCGGCCACACCCGUCUACCCGUAUCAGUGGCCAUUCGGCUCCUUUGCCGGAGGCCCAGUAGCCCAAUGGCCGCCACCGCUGCCCACCCAUCCGCCUACAACUGGAGGCUGGCCCCCACCGCUUCCAACCCAUCCACCCAACCACCACUAUCCGACGCAUCCUUCGACGUCCGGAGUGCCCAGACCCACCACAGUGCCCAGCACCAAGCGCACCACCCCAAGACCCGCUGCCAGGCCGACUACCACCAAGCGUCCCACUUAUCCCAGCUAUCCGGUGACCUCGGCGCCUGCGCCGACGACCACGCGACGUCCGGUUAGCGGCUCCAGUCCCGAGGGCCUGCCGCUGCAGUGUGGCAACAAGAAUCCGGUUUCGCCGGAUCAGGAGCGCAUUGUGGGAGGUAUUAACGCCAGUCCGCACGAGUUCCCCUGGAUAGCGGUGCUAUUCAAGUCGGGCAAGCAGUUCUGCGGCGGCAGUCUGAUAACCAACAAUCACAUCCUGACAGCAGCACAUUGUGUGGCACGCAUGACCUCGUGGGAUGUGGCGGCCUUGACGGCCCACUUGGGCGACUACAAUAUCCGGACGGACUUUGAGGUGCAGCAUGUCUCGCGCAGGAUCAAACGACUGGUGCGGCACAAAGGCUUCGAGUUCAGCACGCUGCACAACGAUGUGGCUAUUCUGACUCUCAGUGAGCCGGUGCCCUUCACCCACGAGAUCCAGCCGAUUUGCCUGCCAACGUCUCCGUCGCAGCAGUCGCGCUCGUACAGCGGCCAAGUGGCGACUGUGGCCGGCUGGGGCAGUCUGCGGGAGAACGGGCCCCAACCCUCGAUUCUGCAGAAGGUGGACAUACCCAUUUGGGCGAAUGCCGAGUGUGCUCGCAAAUACGGACGUGCAGCGCCCGGGGGCAUCAUCGAAUCGAUGAUCUGUGCUGGCCAGGCCGCCAAGGAUUCCUGCAGCGGCGACUCUGGUGGUCCUAUGAUCAUCAACGAUGGCGGACGAUACACACAGGUGGGCAUCGUUUCCUGGGGCAUUGGCUGUGGCAAGGGUCAAUAUCCGGGCGUCUAUACGCGUGUCACGUCGCUGCUGCCCUGGAUCUACAAGAAUAUCAAAUAAUAUAAUAGUUGAUAUAGUUUAAGACGUGAUAUGCAGACAUGCAGAGCGAAUAAUGUA